Morchella importuna is the source of this 309-nucleotide messenger RNA. RefSeq lists its product as uncharacterized. Bases 1 to 309 code for a protein of 102 amino acids. NCBI's taxonomy places the organism in Eukaryota, Fungi, Ascomycota, Pezizomycetes, Pezizales, Morchellaceae. The record is from RefSeq and is a predicted model, not a curated record. The transcript is spliced from 2 exons.
AUGAAAAUUUCGACGACAACAACAACAACAGCAAUAACGGGGAAGAGGAGGACGGAGGCCGCUCCGAAUCCUUCACCGGAGAAGGAGGAGGGGUCUUCAAUAGAGCUGAACCCCGCAAAGCCCGCAAAGGCUACGACGGUGGCAAAAACACCAAAAAAUGCAUCAAGUCUCGCCGAAGCAGAUGAAGAACUACGGAGGAGGUUGGAAGAGAUUUCGGGAGAGGGAGGAGCGAGCGGUGUAGAAACCGAGGACGGGAAGCCGACAAGUAUGAAGCGGGCUGUACGUAAUAAUAUGUUUCGAUACAUUUAA